AUGUGCGAUUUCGAGAGCCGCCGCGUGCUUGACGAGCUUGCCGCAACAUCAACGCCGGCGGCCACCAGUUUGAGCCCUCCAGCAUCUACUCCUGCCGUCAGCGCCAGUAUUGCCCGGCCAUCGCCGUCAGUAGCCUCACCUACUCAGCCGCGAGCAAUACCAAUUCUCGCACAGGCCCAUCCUAACGGAGUGUCUCCUGAACCAGACACGUCGAGACCCGUGGAUCGACUGCUGGAGCUACGACUUCUCCAUCAGUACACUACCAGCACAUGCAAAACUCUGCUCACCAACUCGCCCGCCACAGACGACAUCUGGCAAAAGGCCGUGCCCGAGAUGGCGUUCAAAGGCAAGACAUAUCUGGCAGAUGCCAUGCUCUCCGUGGCAGCGCUCCAUCUGCGAUCACAGAAGCCCACCGAGAAGGCUCUUGUCCAGGCGUCGCAUGCAUAUUCCGCUUCGACUCUGGCAGCAUAUGUCGACACCUUGGACAAGGGAAUCACAGCAGACAAUGCGGAGGCUCUCUUUCUCACGGCGUCUCUCAUUGCUUUCCAGGCGACGGCCCAGCGGAUUUUCAUCAAGGACGACGCGGAAACGAGUGGCAACGACGGUUCCAGUCGAUACACGACGCCCAUGGCCUGGUUUCAUGCGUUCCAGGGAGUCAAGACCGUUGUUGCAACAUCGUGGCAAUGGAUACGUAACAGCAAUAUCGUUCAAGCCGUCAUUGAUUCACAGCCCAGUUUCCAACUAGAUCUAAACCCACUAGGACCCAAUUCCUUCUUCGGCCACCUGUUGGACGGUCUCGACGACGAACUCGCAAAUGAGAGCCAGGACAAGAUCACUGCCACGAGUCAAGGCUACUUUCACGCCGUUAGUGUCUUGAAUUGGGCUCACAAGAAUCCUUAUCCACCAGCCGCACUGGCAUUCCCUGCCACCGUCUCCCGGAGAUUUGUCGAAGUCGUCGAUGAGAAGCGUCCCAGGUCUCUUGCAAUAUUAGCUUGCUUCUUUGCGCUCCUCAAACGCAUGGAUAAUGUAUGGUGGCUCGAAGAUGUGACCCGCCGCGAAGUUAUGGGCUUGGUUGGCCUGUUUGAAUCCGGUUCGACGUGGUGGAGGCAUCUGGAAUGGCCGAUACGCAUUGCUCUCUGGGACGGGGGGGCGAUACCACCAGAUGUCUGGGGCGUGGAUUACGAAAAGGAAGCUGAAUCGAGCAAGGGAUACGGCGACACCAUGGUGAGCCACAUUGAACUGUUCUCCAGGCUUACGCGCAAUCCACAACAAGCUUCUGCUUCUUCCAUGUCGGCGCAGGCUGAGCUAGAGCUCAUGGCUGCUCCUCUGGAUUGA
Messenger RNA from Pochonia chlamydosporia 170, 1335 nucleotides. Its product is annotated as C6 zinc finger protein. The coding region runs from base 1 to 1335 and encodes 444 amino acids. The transcript has a single exon. NCBI's taxonomy places the organism in Eukaryota, Fungi, Ascomycota, Sordariomycetes, Hypocreales, Clavicipitaceae. The record is from RefSeq and is a predicted model, not a curated record. Gene Ontology annotation, molecular function: DNA-binding transcription factor activity, RNA polymerase II-specific. Gene Ontology annotation, biological process: regulation of transcription by RNA polymerase II.